CCUAGUUUUAAUAAGAUGCUGCCAGCCGCUUUAUAUCGGCUGACCGCCACUCGCGCGCACAGUCCGCCGUUAGUGUCGUACCAAAAUGACGCGACUUGUUGUGAUUGGCUUGCUGCUUACCCUACACCUUACCAAUGCCACACUCGACAAACUAGACAUCCACAAGCUGACAGACGCUGCCACAGCCAAGCUUCACUCCUUGAAAGAAACAGUACACACUCUAAAAGAAAACGCUGCGUACAACAUCAAGCACUUCGCAGAUGAUAUCGACCUGAACAACCUCCACAAACUAGACGUCCUACAGAUAGGACCAGCUCUAAAGAAGAAGUAUGCCCUUCUAAAAGAACUUUACCACAAACCAGCGACCAAAGUCAACGUGGUUCACAUCUACGGUGAUGAAUUGAGCUCGCAUUUUGAUCACGCACCCUUCGUUAAGUAUAAGGAGUACGUAGACGAUCACGGUCAUCAUCAUCAUCAUCAUGGGCACCAUCAUAACCAUUUCCAUGAUCUGCCGUAUACGUUGAAAAGGAUCGGCGUUUGAUUAGUGAAAAUUAAAUGCCAAUUUGACUGCAGCUUUAACUUACAUUUUGAAAAACUCGUUUCCAUUUUAAUGUCUGUUAAGUUUGAAAUACCUAGUUAAAAUUGUUAUUUAUUUCAAGUCUUUAAAUUGCAUUGAUUGGUUAUCUCUUUUUUGCCAAUUUCUUCUCUGAUUAUUAUUACACUUGUUAAAUUGUUUUUCUAUUUUGUAAUGAGUGUUUUAAAAUGAUAGUUUUUUAGUAUCUUUUCGUGGCCAUUAUGAACGGGUAGGUUUGUUAAGAAAUACCAAAUUGUUAAGUUAGGUGCGAUGUUAAUAGACUGUUCUUUCUUGGGUGUGUGGAUUGGAUGUACCUAUUAUAGGUUUAAUAUA
Molecule: messenger RNA, 907 nt
Organism: Ostrinia furnacalis (Asian corn borer)
Lineage: Eukaryota; Metazoa; Arthropoda; Insecta; Lepidoptera; Crambidae
Exons: 2
Coding region: 86-541 (151 amino acids)
Source: RefSeq, a predicted model, not a curated record